CUCACCUUGACACUAUAUUCUGCUAUAUGGUAACUUAAAACUGUGUUUCUGAUUUCAGCUGAAUCAAGAUGGCAGAUGUCAAUGGAAGUACAGAAGAAACUUCUGUAAAAGAAACACAGGAGUUACAGACUAAGGUUGACGUGAAUGGAGGUGGAGACAACAAAGAUGAACAGGUCACAGAAGAGAAGAGUGAGCCUAAGGUUGAGUUGGACCCUGAACAAAGGGCAAAGAAAAUCAAAAGGCAAAUAGAGUAUUACUUUGGUGACUACAAUCUUCCUACGGACAAGUUUCUGCGAGAGCAGGUCAAGCUGAAGGAUGGUUGGGUGCCAAUCGAAACUCUUCUCAAAUUCAAGCGACUAGCUGCACUGACACAGGAUCCAGAAGUGAUCGUAGAGGCGUUGACUGGCUCUGAAAGUAAUCCAGGCAUUCAGCAUGUACACCAAGACCACACCUUACACACACUGUCCGAGACCUCCGCUUCUUUCCUUCAGGAUGAUUGUCACCUGAACAGGUUCGGCACAGUUUUUCCUUCUUCUCAGAUAAAUGAGGAAAAGACAGAGCUGCGCCGCAACCCAGAGAAACCACUGCCAGAGGAGAGCGAAGCCAGAAGGAAAGAGAUUCUCAAACGCUCUGUCUAUGUCAAAGGCUUCCCCCAGGAAGGUUUUACUAUCGACAAUGCGUUGGAUUUCUUCGAAGAAUAUGGUUCCACCGAUGAUGUUGUCAUGAGGUUUUACCAAGACAAAGCAACGAAGACAUGGCACUUCAAGGGUUCGGUGUUCAUCAAAUACCCAACAAAGGACGCUGCUGCUGCUUUCCUGGCUUUGGAAGAGGUCAAGUACAAAGACACACCUCUCACAAGGCUCUGGCAGGAAGAUUUAUUUAGAGCAGAAGCGUAAAGAACGCUUAGACCAGAAACUACAGAAUCGCAAGAGACCGGGAAGAGAUGAUGAGGUAUCGAACGCUGAUGAGGACAAGGGCCUGCCGAAGGACGCCACUCUGCACAUGACGAAGUGUCCUGAGGGUCUGACGAGGGAACAGGUGAAGGAGAAGGUAAGAGGCACUGGGAGUCACUGUGGCCUUCAUUGACU
Homalodisca vitripennis (glassy-winged sharpshooter) is the source of this 1088-nucleotide messenger RNA. RefSeq names its product la protein homolog (gene La). The record is from RefSeq and is a predicted model, not a curated record. NCBI's taxonomy places the organism in Eukaryota, Metazoa, Arthropoda, Insecta, Hemiptera, Cicadellidae. Gene Ontology annotation, biological process: RNA processing; positive regulation of translation. Gene Ontology annotation, molecular function: RNA binding. Gene Ontology annotation, cellular component: nucleus; cytosol; ribonucleoprotein complex.